GCGGUAUGUGUGCGCCCCAGCUGUGCGCACUCGUGUAUGGCACAACAUUAGUUCCGUUGCUGCAGACAAAGUCCGUGCUCCGGAACCAGACAAUGUCGAGAUCAUAUUCCGUCGCGAUGCAGCUUUGGAAGGUUGCUUUGACGACCGAGUUCCAGCCGGGCAGAGCCAGGCCGGAUGCCGCGGGCUCGAAGGCGAUUGUGAUCGGGGCACUGAGGCGCAAGUUUGGAGUCGAGACGCACUGGACGGUUGCAUUCGUGAGGCAGUUCUGUGGAGUCAUUCCGAGCGAGUACGCCAGCGCCCAAUCCAAAUGCAACGUGCUUCCGUCUGCGGUGCACUGGAGAGCGCUGCGUGGGAACCAGGCCGUCUUCCCUAGUCCAUAAUCCAGUCCGAGACACAGGUCGAGCUCAACAUGAGUGAUGGUUGUGAUCUCAUACCAGCCUCCGUUGUCGUCGUGGGUGAUCUGCACCUCGGCUCCGUCCGUGGCCUGGCUGAGAAGUGCAC
Molecule: messenger RNA, 501 nt
Organism: Polychytrium aggregatum
Lineage: Eukaryota; Fungi; Chytridiomycota; Chytridiomycetes; Polychytriales
Exons: 3
Coding region: 6-380 (124 amino acids)
Source: RefSeq, a predicted model, not a curated record